This is a messenger RNA of Brassica napus (rape), 1319 nucleotides long. RefSeq lists its product as uncharacterized. NCBI's taxonomy places the organism in Eukaryota, Viridiplantae, Streptophyta, Magnoliopsida, Brassicales, Brassicaceae. The transcript has a single exon. Bases 559 to 1209 code for a protein of 216 amino acids. The record is from RefSeq and is a predicted model, not a curated record.
UUCUGCCACAUUUGGUCUGAAUCCAAUUGGUACUAAUGUCAAGUCACUUGCCUAUAGAUAUGCCUAAAGAAACACAACGUCCAAAAGAUGCUAAACUCAAAUCUAGCAAGCACCGAGACUAAAUUAACUUUAAUCCCCUCGAGACUACUUUUACUUGGAACAUAAACAUCCAAAGUCUAAAGUGAUAUCAAAUUUGUACAAAUGUGAGGUGAAGAAUGGCCUGCAGAUCCCAAGGGCGCUUAGUAAACGAGAAAAAACUUAGAUCUUCUGUCAUUCAAUCUCAAAUAUCAUUCACUGUGACUUCAAUCAAGCAAUCACAGUUAUGGCGAUCUUAAGGAGCAUUAACAACCAGGAAAAGAAACACAACCGAGAAUUUUCAGUUUUAGUUCGAAUUUUUAUGUCUUGAUUUUUAGUAUUCGGUUUGGUUUUGUUAUUACAAACGUGUGUAAAAAAGAACAGCUUCGAAGAAACCUGAAAGACACACACACACAAUUGACAAUCUCAAUACUCAUUGAACAACGGCUAUUUCUAAUAGACCGAGAAACAUAGAUAGAGCUGAUGACUCUUCAUCAUCUAUCCUCGCAUCUCAAUGGAUUACAUUUGAUUUAUCCACAAAGUCCGAGACUUUCAUCAAUAUCUCCACUCUCUGUGUCGCUCCCUUCGAUUCCUCAUCGAACCCAGUUCCAAAGUUUGGUUCUUUGUGCAAGGAGGAGGAAGAAAAGAGGCGGGCACGGGAGAAUUGCGAGGCUUAUGUUCAAGUCUCUGUCUUUACUGUCUACUAAUCUCCAGAUUCUACCGCAGCCGUUGGAUCUUGUCAUUGCUGAUUUAGGCGGAGGAGGAGGAGGAGGUGGUGGGAGAGGGCUUUGGAGAGGAUGGGGGAGAUUCGAUGGGUGGAGAAGGAAACGGAACAGAGUACCAAUUUUGAUUCUCGUUUGUCUAGUUAUGUGGAUUUAUGGUUACUGCAAAGUCUCUGGGAAGGUGAUAAAGAGCGAUGAGAUUCUCAAGGUUUUAGGAGUUUGCGUGCUUGGUAUCAGUUUGGUGAAAGAGCUCAAGAGAGAAGCUAGAUCUUUGCUCUUUGUGUUCCUCUGUUUGGUUGCUUCACUGGUUUUUGGAUUCAAGAAAGAGAGUUUAGUGAAGUUAGCUUCUCAAGUCAGGUCUUGUUCUUCUUCUCUUCUUCUUAGUAAGAGGAGAUCUCGUAGAAGAGUUUAAGCUAAAGGUCUAAUUUUUUACUGCAUUUAGAUUUGAUGAAUGCUUUCAGUUAUUAUGUUACCAUUGAACAAAACGAGAGGAGAAGAAUGAGAAAGCGCACUUCAAAACAA